CACAUAGAGCAUCCUCUGUACAGACGUACCGCGGUCCUCCUUAUUCCUUCCUUCCUCCUCCUCUCCUCCUCUCCUCUCUCCUGUUCUGUUCUAACCGAAAGGACAUCGGGACCUCUUGUGCGCCUCUUCGCCCGGAGACAUGGAUCUAUGGUUUCAUUCGAUCCGGAUUUGUUGGUGGAGGGUUUUGUUUCUGAUGAGUGUUUUCCAGGACUAUCUGAGCUCCAUGCUGGACUGCCCGCCGACCUGCAUCUGCUCUCAAACAGAGAUCUAUUGCAAUAAGUCCGACAACGGCAGGUUUUUCCCUUUACUAGCCCUACAAGAUAUUGGGAACAAUGGGACCAGUGUUGACAUAGCAGAGUUAUUCAAGAACAUCACCUCUAUACACAUAGAGAACUGGACAGGAUUGCAAACACUGAGAGACGUUGAUAUGGAGCUCUACACUGGACUGCAAAGACUAACUAUCAUGAAUUGCAACCUGAGGGUGAUCCAGGCUCGGGCAUUCGCUCAGAACUCACGCCUACGCUACAUGUGAGUAAAUGCUCUAUCGCUGACAACCAUAUUACCGGUGCCUUCAAAAGAUUCUGUUACAAUCU
Monopterus albus (swamp eel) is the source of this 593-nucleotide messenger RNA. Its product is annotated as NT-3 growth factor receptor-like. The record is from RefSeq and is a predicted model, not a curated record. Bases 140 to 532 code for a protein of 130 amino acids. Lineage: Eukaryota; Metazoa; Chordata; Actinopteri; Synbranchiformes; Synbranchidae. The transcript is spliced from 3 exons.